This is a messenger RNA of Penicillium subrubescens, 306 nucleotides long. RefSeq lists its product as uncharacterized. The coding region runs from base 1 to 306 and encodes 101 amino acids. The record is from RefSeq and is a predicted model, not a curated record. Lineage: Eukaryota; Fungi; Ascomycota; Eurotiomycetes; Eurotiales; Aspergillaceae. The transcript has a single exon.
AUGUACCAAAAGCGAAAAAGGAAAAAUGAGCGAAGGUUGACACUUUUGACACCUGUCACUUGGAUCGUUGGAUCGUCCCGGCGCACGCAAUGGCAUCUUCAGGUGGGCUUCGCAGGCCCAGCAAAGCGCGCUCUAGAGAAAGCAGAAACGGGCAAACUCCCCGGACAGGCCCGCAGGGCUCAACUAAAGUUGCCCAUGAUCGACGACAUGGAUACAGAGGCGGUGGAUCCGUUCGUUUGGACUCAGGUUUUGGCGCGCCUGCGUGCCCCGCAGCUCGAUAGAAGGGGCAACCAGAAAAAGCAAUGA